This is a messenger RNA of Closterium sp. Naga37s-1, 2574 nucleotides long. The record is from the annotation of a GenBank genome assembly. NCBI's taxonomy places the organism in Eukaryota, Viridiplantae, Streptophyta, Zygnematophyceae, Desmidiales, Closteriaceae.
AUGAACGACAAGGAUGGGAUCUAUGAGGAUCCUGAGUCUACUAAGGUUGAUGAGAGCGAGGACACGGAUGAUACGGGAGCGAGUGUGGAGGCAGCAGUGAAGCAGGAAGAAGAGAUAGUCACCAUGGAGGCAGCAGCGGUGAAUGAUGGAGAUGGAGAUGGUGUCAACACUUUUGCAGCAGCGGUCGUGGUUAAAGAUGAAGCAGUAAAUGCGAAGUGUGUGGGAGUCGCUGUGAAUGGGGACAUCAUGGUGAAGGGAUCAAAGGCGAAUGCAACUGCAAAGGGUAGAGUGCUUACGAAAGAGGAACACGUUGAGGGGUACGAGACCCGAGAGGUGUUGGGUGUUGAGAUGCCGAGGAGAAGCGAGAGUCUCAAGAAAACCUCUCAAGGUUUGGAUAUCAAGGCGCUCAACUUCAAGACACAACAACCUUCCGCCUCCGCCGCCGCCACCGCGGCCAUUCCCCUUCCCAAGUCGCUCUCCUCCUACUCCAACGUGGCGUUGCUUGAUCCGCGCUUCGAGCUCUACUGGACCAUCAACGACAGCGACGCAACCAUUCGCAUGGCGGCUCGGGCCAAAACGGCGGGAUGGCUUGCUAUAGGCCUCUCCGAGAUUGGCUCCAUGGUGGGCUCAGACGCGUUCGUAGCGUGGGUGGAGGAGAGAGACAGGCGCGUGUAUGGAACGGAUCGCUUCAUUUUCGACACGUCAGGACCGGUACUGGACGGCAAACAAGACUGGCACGUGCUGGGCGGCAGCCAGACCACGAACCAAUCCACGGGCGACAUGUGGACCACCGUGCACGCGUGGCGCCUGCUCGACACGAACGACUGCAACGACCGCCCAAUAGUUUCCGGGAAGCUUCACAACGUCAUCUGGGCGACUGGGCCCACGGAUGACGUCAGCUAUCAUGGCUCCACGCGGGGGGGUGGCACUCUGGUGCUCGCCCCUGCUCCCCCCGGCCCCUCCAUUCUCGACCCCCAAGAACCGCCCUCCACCGCUGCCACUGCCUCUGAUUCGUUUCGAGGGAUGGGGCGUGUGGACGGGCAGCAGCAAGGGGCCGUGGGGGGGAAGGAAGUCUCCUCUUCGGAGGCUCGUGAGGAGGAGGCGAGGAUGCUUAACUUCACAGUCACGGGCUAUCAUGUGCCGACGGACUAUACCUCCUACCGCUGCAAGGUGGAGGACAUGCAUUUGGAGAGCAAGAGGCACGCAGUGGAGUGGGGUCCGGUCGUGGUGGACGUGCCGUUGGAGAGCAAGAGGCAUGCAGUGGAGUGGGGCCCGGUCAUCAACACCACCCACGUCUCGUCCCUCCACCACUCCUUCCUCUAUGGCUGCUCACCGGAGGAGUACCCCGAUCUGCCCCCUACCGGAAGGGUUUUUGACUGCAUGGGCAGGCCCCCCUGCAGCACCUUCGUGGCAGUGUGGGCGUGGGGAGGACGCCCCUUCACCCUCCCCCCCAAUAUCGGCUACCCCAUCGGCCCCGGCUACUUCACCAAGUUCGUGCUUGAGAUGCAUUACACCAAUCCCGACGGCUGGGCCGACAUAGUCGACAGCUCGGGCGUGUACCUCAAGCUGGCGCCCUCGAUUCCCGAGGCGCCGCAGUUGAAAGACGCGCACAUCAUGAAGGUUGGGCUCGUGGACCACAGCCGGCUCAUCCGCGUGCCGCCCGGCAUGCCCUCGUGGACCCAUGCCAACUCGUGCCCGGGGGAGUGCACUGCUGCUGUGUUCAAGAACGAGAGUGUGAAGAUCAUUGGGUCGAUCCUGCACCAACACAAUAUUGGACGCCAGCCCUUACCCUCCCCUUCCCCCCCCUCGCUCUCCUUUCUCUGUGGCAGCGAUGCAGCAUCGCAGCAGACCUUGCCGGUGCUACCAGAGUUUGAGCUGCUGCCAGGCGAUGAGAUCCGCACCACCUGCGUAUGGGACUCCACCUCUCGCUCCGAGGUAACGGUGGGGGGUCUAUCAGCGGAGGACGAGAUGUGUGUGGCUUACCUCGUCUACUAUUCCGCCCAGCACCAGGGCCAAGAGAUGCAUGCAUGCUACACCGUGUGUGGGGCAAUGGACAACGGCACACUCUCUACGCGCCCCACCAACCCCAACCUCUCGACGCACUACAUCUGUGGGACGGGCCGCAACCAAGACCAAGGCAUCGCUAUCAGCCUUUCCACUUGCCACCAUCUCUGCACCACUCAAACCCAGCGCUCUCUCCCCCUCAUUCCCCUCGUUCCCUCUCCUUCCCCCGAUCCCCCCAUUACCCCACCCCACAACCCUCGGACCAAGGCAUCGCUAUCAGCCUUUCCACUUGCCACCAUCUCUGCACCGCUGCAACCAGCACAACCCGCCGCACCGCAAUUAACACUGCCGCAACCCGCCGCACCGCAAUCUGGCCCACUGCAAUCCGCCGCCGCGGCCUCUCUCCAUCCCUCUGCUGCUGCUUCCCCUGCCACUCCCAUUGUUGUUGUUUCCCCUGCUGACACCACCGUCAAGGCUGCCCCAGCAGCAGCAGCAGCAUCAGCAGCUAAAAGUGCACUUGCAGCUAUGCUUACGGCUCUGCUUUGCUCCGUUCUUGCCCUCUUCUCCUGA